UUGUGUGUAAGAGUGCGAUUUAUAUUAAAUUAUGAGAAGUAUUUAUUUUGUCUUAUAAUGUGCCAAAUGUAUGUAGAGAUAUUACUCAAGAGCAUUGGAAUUUGGAAGCUUACUAUAAUGGUUUCUUAAUAUAUUCAGAAAAUUUGUUAGUGUAUUAUCAAUCCAAUAUUUAUUUUCGCCCUCAGGUCGUAAAGCUUCAAAGUGACACGAAAGUUGUGUUUGUGACGUCGGAACAACAUUCCAUCCUAGCUAUCAGGUGGAAAAGUACCACCUAUGCGGAAUCGAGAUUUUUUCGAAAUUCUUUUAGUUAAGGAAUUGCUUAUCAAUGCUAUUAUCUGAAAGGAGUGGGAAAACAUGAAUGAAAUUUGUUUAUAGCCUCUGUACCGUGUUCCGGUUGAAACCACUAAUUUCAAAUGAUUUCGUAAAGAUGUAAUUUUGCCUAAAAAUAUCGUAGAAAAUUUGGGAAAGAAAAUAAAUUAGUAUCUUCCUCCUAGUAGAAAGUGCAAAAAGGAAGGCAAUUUCAAGGUCAUUUACUGAAUUCAUAAUGAAGCAAUGUAUGAUGCUACGAGGAAUAAUGUAUGCUUGUAUCGAGUUGUACUGGUUAAAUAACAUUUGUUGCUUCUUGAAAUAUCUGUGAUAAUAAACCUUUUAUACAUUGUUGUAUCACAUAAAAUGCCUGUUCUUUAUUUAUAUGUAAAUAGUGAAGUUAAGUUUCUCUGACAUGUGAAGUAAUCAUCAGUUCCAUAAGUAUCUUCUGGUCAGCAGUAUAAGUUUUCGAAAUGUCUUUUUUUAGCAAUUUCAAGAAAAUUUUUCACAUAGCCGGAAAUAUUGCUUCAGAAUCCAAAAGGAGGAGAGUUUAUCACAAUAUUCGUUUCAAUGAAAAUCCUGAUGAAUUCUGGGAAGUUAUUGGUGAACUUGGAGAUGGAGCAUUUGGUAAAGUGUACAAGGCUAGGAAUAAAGAAAAUGGAAAAUUAGCUGCAGCUAAAAUUUGUGAAUUGAAAGGAGAAGAUGAUUUGGAAGAUUUUACUGUUGAAAUUGAUAUAUUAUCAGAGUGCAAACAUAAGAAUAUUGUAGAACUUCUAGAAGCAUUUUUUUGUGAAGGAAAACUAUGGAUUUUGAUUGAAUUUUGUGAAGGAGGUGCAGUGGACACAAUUAUGGUAGAUCUAGAAAAACCUUUGACAGAACCUCAAAUUCGGUACCUUUGCCGGGAAGUUUGCGAAGGUCUUCAAUUUCUACAUGAAAACCGAAUUAUUCACCGUGAUCUAAAAGCUGGCAAUAUACUUCUGACAUUGGAUGGAGGCGUCAAAUUAGCUGACUUUGGAGUAUCUGCAAAAAAUAAGCAUACACUUCAGAAAAGAGAUUCUUUUAUCGGAACUCCAUAUUGGAUGGCUCCUGAAGUUGUUCUAUGUGAAACAUUCAGAGAUAAUCCAUAUGAUUAUAAGGCUGAUAUUUGGAGUUUAGGUAUAACAUUAAUUGAACUUGCUGAAAUGGAUCCACCUAAUCAUGAAAUGACUCCUAUGCGUGUGCUGCUCAAAAUUCAGAAACAAGAUCCGCCAACACUAAGCCAGCCAUCUAAAUGGUCAAAACAGUUUAAUGAUUUUUUAACAAAAUGUCUAAUAAAAGAUCCACAAAAGAGGGCUUCUGCAAAAGAAUUAUUAGAG
Molecule: messenger RNA, 1661 nt
Organism: Stegodyphus dumicola
Lineage: Eukaryota; Metazoa; Arthropoda; Arachnida; Araneae; Eresidae
Product: serine/threonine-protein kinase 10-like
Biological process (GO): protein phosphorylation
Molecular function (GO): protein serine/threonine kinase activity; ATP binding
Source: RefSeq, a predicted model, not a curated record